This is a messenger RNA of Aspergillus costaricaensis CBS 115574, 1552 nucleotides long. Its product is annotated as T2 family ribonuclease. The record is from RefSeq and is a predicted model, not a curated record. Lineage: Eukaryota; Fungi; Ascomycota; Eurotiomycetes; Eurotiales; Aspergillaceae. The coding region runs from base 94 to 1389 and encodes 431 amino acids. The transcript has 6 exons. Gene Ontology annotation, cellular component: extracellular region. Gene Ontology annotation, molecular function: ribonuclease T2 activity; RNA binding. Gene Ontology annotation, biological process: RNA catabolic process.
AUUGAUGCUUCGUUGAGAGUUUCAUCUUCAUCUCUAUUUUGUAUUGUCUGCUCUAUUUCCUUGCUGAGCAGCAACAACAACCCUCAGAACCCCAUGCUUGAUACCGGUAGCACUAGUGCGGUCGGGUCCACCGCCAUCUCCAUGAGGGACCGACUGCUUCAGAGUCUCCCAGGACCUCAACAGGUCUUGAAAGCUAUAACGGGAACUCUAGGUGUCUCGUCGCUGUCGGUUUCAGACUAUAGUUCGUCUGAAGCCACUUUCCGGCAAUGUCCUUCCUCCGAAGUGAGCUGCAAGGCUCAGUACCAUGGCCAGGAUACCUGCUGCUUCAACUACCCCGGCGGACAGAUGCUCCAGACGCAGUUCUGGGAUGCUGAUCCGGCCAUUGGCCCAGCAGAUUCCUGGACUAUUCAUGGACUUUGGCCCGACCAUUGCAACGGCGGCUUCGAUCAGUACUGCGACUCCGGGAGACGUUACAGCAACAUUUCGCUGAUUCUAGUCGACUCUGGCCGUGGAGAUCUACUGGACUACAUGAGCGACUUCUGGAAAGACUUCAGGGGCGAUGAUGCAAAUCUCUGGGAACAUGAGUGGAACAAGCACGGCACUUGUGUCAGCACGCUAGAGACACACUGCUACACCGACUACUACCCACAGCAAGAGGUCGUGGACUAUUUCGACCGGACAGUCGAAGUCUUCCGAACCCUGCCCACCUACGAGACCCUCGCCAAAGCCGGCAUUACCCCAUCCUACACCCAAACCUACACUCGCGAUGAGAUUGUCAAUGCUCUCUCCAAGGCCCACGGUGCCGAGGUGACAGUCCGAUGCCGACACCAGGCUAUCAACGAAGUCUGGUACUACUUCAACAUUGCCGGGCCACUGCAGACGGGCAAAUUCGUCCCAUCUGAUCCAGAUGGCCAAACAUCCAACUGCCCCCGCAGCGGCAUCCACUACAUUCCCAAGACUCCCCGAAACGGUCACGAGCCCACCAAGACAUCCCGCGGACCUGCUGAGCCGACCGCACCGAGCGCUCCCUUUUCAGGAAAAGGAAAUCUGAUGAUCUCAACGAACGGCCAGAAGCGAGGCUGCAUCAUCAGCCACGGCGCGUGGUUCACCUCGGGAACCUGUGCGACUUUCACGGCCAAUAAGGCGUCUGAUGACACUGUCACCCUGAAAUCCAGCAAGGGGGACUGCGGGUUCUCGCAUGAUGUCUUCACCUGCGGCGGGUUCAUCAGGUCCCCGACUCAAUUUACUGUCGAAGACGGCAUGCUCGCCUACAACGACAACACGACCUUCUUCGCUGACAAAGCGCCCAAAGGGCCAACGAAGAGCAAAGUCUUUGCGACGCAAGACGACCAUCCUCUCGAGCUCUCCAUCACAUGGAGAGAAGCAUAAUCCCACUUCCUUUAACUUUCUCUUCUCGGUCUUUUUGCCAUAUACAACAUUCGAACGCACAUAGAAUCAUACAUGUCUCCAUACGUUAUUUUGCAUUUCUGGCAUACUAUACAAACCAUACACACUGUUAACUAGUACUACCUAUAUUCUGAAUGAAACAAAC